GGGCAAAGCCAGGCUGAGCGAGAGCUGCAGCCGCUUCCGUGUUUGUGUGAUCGGGGAGUGCACAGCCGGGGGAGCCUCACUGUCACCACUCGUUCAUUCAUUAGGAAGUGUCACGUAGAGCGAGAGCCCAGCAGGACUAAAACAUGCCGUCUGAACCGAAACAUGUAUUCGCCAGUCUCCCACAGAUGGAGAGGGGAGUGGCAAAAGUGAUCGGCGGCGAUCCCAAAGGCAACAACUUCCUGUAUACCAACGGGAAGUGUGUCAUCAUCAGGAACAUAGAGAACCCGGCUAUCGCAGACAUUUACACUGAACAUGCCCACCAAGUGACUGUUGCCAAGUAUGCCCCCAGUGGAUUCUACAUUGCUUCUGGAGAUGCAUCCGGAAAGAUCCGUAUCUGGGACACCACUCAGAAGGAGCACCUGCUCAAGUAUGAGUACACCCCCCUUUCAGGCAUGGUCAAGGACAUCGCAUGGACAGAGGACAGCAAGAGGAUGGCAGUGGUCGGGGAUGGACGAGAGAAGUUUGGGGCGGUGUUCCUCUGGGACUCUGGCUCCUCAGUGGGGGAAAUUUCCGGCCACAACAAAUUAAUCAACAGUGUAGACAUCAGGCAGAAACGCCCUUACCGCCUCGCCACUGGCAGUGAUGACACCUGUGCGUCCUACUCCGAGGGGCCUCCAUUCAAGUUCAAGUUCACAUUACGUGACCACAGCCAGUUUGUCAACUGUGUCCGUUUCUCUCCGGAUGGAGAGCGUUUCGUCACAGCUGGCGCUGACAGCAAGAUUUUCAUCUAUGAUGGAAAGACUGGUGAGGCUCUUGGCUCACUGGGUGGAGAGAAGGCUCACAACGGAGGAAUCUAUGCUGUCAGCUGGAGUCCUGACAAUUCCCAACUGAUCUCUGCCUCAGGGGACAAGACCGUGAAGCUCUGGGAUGUUGGUACAGGAACGGCUGUCACCACCUUCAACAUGGGCACUGAUGUGACAGACCAGCAGCUGGGCUGCCUGUGGCAGAAAGACCACCUCCUCAGCAUCUCUCUGGCAGGAUACAUCAACUAUCUGGACAAGAACAACCCAGACCGGCCUAUACGCACCGUCAAGGGACACAGCAAAUCCAUCCAGUGUCUGACAGUUCACAAAAGUGACGGGAAAUCGCACAUCUACUCGGGGAGUCAUGAUGGACACAUUAAUUACUGGGAUGCAGACACUGGCGAGAACGACUGCAUGUCAGGGAAGGGCCACAGCAACCAGGUGAGCAAGAUGGUGACUAACGAUGCCGGCGAGCUGGUGACGUGCAGCAUGGACGAUACGCUGCGCUACACCAACAUCAACAAGAAGGAGUACAGUUCCUCUGAUGUGGUGAAGAUGGAUUUCCAGCCCAAAAGUGUGUCAGUAGCGUCAGGAGGGCUGUCACUGGCUGUGUGCAUUGGGCAGGUUGUCUUGCUGAAGGACAAGAAGAAAGUCUUCACAUUAGACAAGCUCGACUAUGAAGCCGAGGUGGGAGAUAUCCAUCCUGGUGGCACCACUGCUGCAGUGGGAGGAGCAGAAGGAAUAAUCCACCUGUACUCCAUUCAGGGCAACACUCUGAAGGAUGAUGGCAAAACCCUCAAGGUUUCAGGGACGGUCACAGACAUGGCCUACUCUAAUGACGGAGCCUAUCUGGCUGUCAUUGAUGAGAAGAAGGUUUCCACUGUCUUUUCUGUGGCAGACGGCUACACGGUCAAAAACGAGUUUCACGGACACCAUGCCAGACCAGUGAGCCUGGCCUGGUCACCUGAUAAUGAGCACUUUGCAACCAGUGGGAUGGACAUGUUGGUGUAUGUCUGGACAGUUGCUGAUUCAGACAAGAGAAUCAAAAUCUCAGACACUCAUCGGUUGCACCACGUCAGCGGCCUGGCUUGGAUCGAUGAGCACACUCUAGUGACCACCUCCCAUGAUGCCAGCAUUAAGCAGUGGACUAUAACAUACUGAGCUGCAGGCAGACAAACAUCCACAUCUCCAGAGACAAGGACUACUGUAGAAGUCAAUCUUUUUCUUCUUUUUUUUUUUUUUCAAACUGUAUUUUCACUAUCUGAAUGGUGUUCUAUUCUGUCUGUAAACAUCUGAAUUGUAAAUGGUUAGGGAUGGGAAAGGCUCCCAAUACAAUUAUCCAAGAUGAUAUCUUUGAUUCAACUAAUCACCACUUACUCUGUGAUGAAGUGUACAAUGUAACCACGAGUACUUUGACAUCUCUUUGAGCGCUCGGGACCCAGAAAAUGAUUUGUAAGCUCAACAUUCCAUAGGUAACAGCCUUCGCUCAGUUUAAAGUGAAAUCCUUGUCUGUAGUUGGGCUCAAUACAUCCUGACUUGACGGAUGAACCAAAAGUGAGUUGUUGUUGUUGUUGUUUUUGUAUCAGCAAAUUGGGGAAAUGAAACCUUUUGGUUACAUUCCUGAAAUUAACUAAAAGUAACUGGUCCUCACUGAAGUUGCGUAUCACUUUUUAUUUUCAAGGUUUAAUGGGGAGGGUGUUGUUGCUUUUUGCUUUGUCUUUGGUUUCUGUUUGUGGUUUCUAACUCUACCUGUCGUGCUCGGCAGCAAUAAUUGGGACAGAAAGAACAAAAUGUGUGUACAAUGGAAAUGGUGUGUGAUCAGUCCUGUGUUGUUGCUGUGUUUUUCUUUGGGCCCACUAUGCUUGUCUUACUUAUUUUCUUUUUUCACAUCUUCAUGCACCUGCUUCAAAAGUGGAAGUGAUUCAUUCAUAAUAAUAAUUACAACUACACUUUUUAUGCAUUUUCAGUUUCAUGCAGAUUUGCACUUACUUUAAAUUUCACAAACAACACAUUAAUUGCCCAGUGGGAAGUAUCAUUAAAACUUCAUGGUAUUCAGGAACACACUGAACUGUGGGUCUUGGCCAGUAGGGGUCCCUCCAGUGUGUUGCUAAGACUGAGAGGAGGAAAUGAAAAGCGUCCUUAAAGGGCACCUUCUCCUGGAUUUCCCCGUGAUUCAAAGUUGGCCUAUAUAAUUGUAAUGUAUCCCUGGAUUGAACUCAGACGUGGUCACUUCAGUGUCGCCAUCUCCUCUGUCCUCUUUUACUGUCAACUGUUCAAUAAAGCAGAAAUGAAAAGAAA
Messenger RNA from Hippoglossus stenolepis (Pacific halibut), 3101 nucleotides. It is a transcript of the gene wdr1, whose product is annotated as WD repeat domain 1. Gene Ontology annotation, cellular component: cortical actin cytoskeleton. The coding region runs from base 144 to 1964 and encodes 606 amino acids. Gene Ontology annotation, biological process: locomotion; actin filament depolymerization; positive regulation of actin filament depolymerization. Gene Ontology annotation, molecular function: actin filament binding. NCBI's taxonomy places the organism in Eukaryota, Metazoa, Chordata, Actinopteri, Pleuronectiformes, Pleuronectidae. The record is from RefSeq and is a predicted model, not a curated record. The transcript is spliced from 15 exons.